AGCAGUAACGGCCUCUUCUCGGGCAUGGCGUCAGUUAUCGCCAUGGUUACCGGGCUGCGCGCGCGGUCUGCAGGCUGAUGACGUCAUGCUGUACAUAUAGUAACUCCUAUGUGAGGAUAUAAUGGGAGUUGUAGUCCUUUUUAAGCAGACACCCAGCCUCCACAUAUCAGUAUUGCAAUAAGGAAUAUUUUGGAGUUUUGCUCUACCCUUCAGUUUCUGUGCAUUAGAAGAAGAGGACGAUCUCUACUGGUGGAAAGUUGUGGCACUGACUCAUCUACAAGUCACUCUACAAGUCACUUGACUGUAGGACUUUACUUGUAGCAUCAAAUACAUAUUUUUUUCCCCCUCAGCAAAAACCACCUGAUAUAACUGGGUCCAAAAUUUUCCAAGAGGAAGUAACAAAUCUUAUGUUACUAAAACGGUGGUUUCUAAAGAUCUUACAUGAAAAUGCAACUGCACAUUCACAAAACAUACAAGAUACUGGAAAAUCCUGAAAUACACCAGACGGAGCUCCCAGCGUCUCUGUGACACUAUAGCUGCAGAGCAGUGUUGGACUGGUAAUCCUUGGGCCCACCAGUGAAAAACAAAAAGUUAUACAUUUUGAUGUGCCCUCUUUUUGGUGGAUUUAGGCUACACCACGCCCCUCUGAGACAUACACCUAAGUGUGGUUGUAGUGUCCUAAUGCAAGAGUGUAUUAAUGCAGUAAUAUAACCAACUGUUACUUACCUCGCCCUUCGAUCCUACUCUGGUCUAUUUUGCCUCCGAUGUUACUCUAGCAGCGGACAUUGCAUGACCGCUGCAGCCAAUCAUUGACCUCAACGCUCACACUUCGUACACUGUACCAAGGGGGAUGGAGUCUACCUGCUAAAGCACCGAAAGAAGGGGACCAGCGUGGGAAGAAAUAUAAUAAGUUGUCAAUGAAGAAGUCCACUGGAAAAGCUCCAGCUUUAGAGCGGCUUCAAAAUUACAGUAACGCUCUGUUCACAUCAAGAUUCCACCCGGCCCGCCUGAUUCUACCCGAUCCCCCCGCAACAGCUCAGCUUAAUUAAGAUAUGAACAUGGAAUUUAACCCCUCGGAUCAUCCACGUGCAAGCACAAUAUUCCUCAGCAAAUCCCAGACAGAUGUGAGAGAAAAACGAAAGAGCCUUUACAUAAACCAUCAACCACCAGGACAGAUGAGGAGAAAGUACAGUUCUUGCUCUACGAUUUUCCUUGAUGACAGCACAGUCAGCCAACCUAACCUCAAGUAUACCAUUAAGUGUGUAGCACUGGCAAUAUAUUACCACAUAAAAAACAGAGAUGGAGAUGGAAGAUUGCUUAUGGACAUUUUUGAUGAAAAGCUUCACCCUCUUUCUAAAUCAGAAGUACCAUCUGAUUAUGAGAAGCACGAUCCAGAACAGAAACACAUAUACCGGUUUGUUCGGACGCUCUUCAGUGCUGCCCAGCUGACAGCUGAAUGUGCCAUAGUUACUUUGGUUUACCUAGAAAGACUGUUAACCUACGCGGAAAUAGACAUUUGUCCAGCAAACUGGAAAAGGAUUGUACUAGGAGCCAUAUUACUGGCCUCCAAGGUUUGGGAUGACCAGGCGGUGUGGAAUGUGGACUAUUGUCAGAUCCUGAAAGAUAUCACUGUAGAAGACAUGAAUGAGCUGGAGCGGCAAUUUCUAGAGUUGCUGCAGUUCAAUAUUAACGUUCCGUCCAGUGUCUAUGCCAAGUAUUAUUUUGACCUGCGCUCACUGGCAGAAGGUAACAACCUUAGCUUUCCUCCGGAACCCCUCAGCCGGGACCGUGCUUGUAAACUUGAGGCUAUUUCCCGCUUGUGUGAGGAUAAGUACAAGGACUUCCGAAAAAUGGCCAAGAGACGUUCUGCAAGUACUGAUAACCUAACUGUCGUACGAUGGUCUCCCGCCAUUUUAUCCUAACAGUGGCUUCAACCCAGACUCCACUGUCUCAUGUACUGUUUUGUCUGAAUAUUGUUGUUUUUUGUCUUGGGAAAUAAGACAUUGUAUUCCUUUUUUUUUACUCUGAAGAGUCAACAAGCCUCCCUUACAGUGCCUCCCUGUCACAAAGAUGGGACACAUCCGUCACUUUCCGGAGACAUUCAAGCCAUUUCAUUGCUUCAACCUUCUCUCAAGUAUUUAGACUAUGGUUCUUAAAUUGUUAAAAAUAAAUGAAGAAAAUUGAUUUUAAAAGACCCCACAAAUAACUGGAACAAAAAAAUUGGUUGAAGAAAACAUAUGCUGAAAAAAGCCAUAAAAUGGCAAAAUUAUGAUUUUUUUUCUUUGUACUGGGAGAAUCCAUUUUUUUUACCUAACUAUAUAAUAUACGGUUCACGAUCUCCACGUUCUUUUCACAUGUGGUAAUUCAAAAACAACAGCUAUGGCCGGGUGUACAGAGUGGUGGUUAAGGUAUUUUAAAGAAAUUGUGAUGGCAUGUAUAUAUAUAUA
This is a messenger RNA of Hyla sarda, 2447 nucleotides long. It is a transcript of the gene CCNY, whose product is annotated as cyclin Y. Gene Ontology annotation, biological process: regulation of canonical Wnt signaling pathway; regulation of cyclin-dependent protein serine/threonine kinase activity. Gene Ontology annotation, cellular component: plasma membrane; cytoplasmic cyclin-dependent protein kinase holoenzyme complex. NCBI's taxonomy places the organism in Eukaryota, Metazoa, Chordata, Amphibia, Anura, Hylidae. Gene Ontology annotation, molecular function: protein kinase binding; cyclin-dependent protein serine/threonine kinase activator activity. Bases 1053 to 1922 code for a protein of 289 amino acids. The record is from RefSeq and is a predicted model, not a curated record. The transcript has 13 exons.